AUGGGUUUUAUUCAGAGCAAAAAUGACAAUUCUCUCUUCAUUUUACACCAUCAGCAACACACUGCCUACCUUCUUCUUUUUGUUGACGAUAUACUACUUGUUACGUCUUCGGUUCAACUUCGUCAACAACUUAUGGCUAGUCUCUCUAGUGAAUUCGCUGUGAAAGAUCUCGGUCCUUUGAGCUACUUCUUGGGAAUUACUGUUACCCGGCACAAAGAUUCAAUGUUUCUCUCUCAACAGGCAUAUGCUCAUGAUAUUAUCCACCGUGCAGGUAUGCGCUCAUGUAAACCAGUGGAUACACCUGUUGACACCCAACCCAAAUUAUCGGCCACAUCAGGUGACCCGUUUGACGAUCCAUCACUGUACCGUAGCUUGGCAGGUGCUCUUCAGUACCUCACUUUCACCAGACCUGAUCUGAGCUACGCAGUCCAGCAGAUUUGUAUGCACAUGCAUGCGCCAAUGAACUCCCACUGGCAGGCUCUCAAACGAAUCAUUCGAUACUUACAGGGCACGACAUCAUAUGGCCUCACACUUGAACCAUCUUCUUCCGUGACUAUGACUGCUUACACAGACGCUGAUUGGGCUGGCUGCCCUGACACACGCCGCUCAACCUCCGGAUACUGCGUUUAUUUUGGACCCACUCUUCUCUCUUGGUCCUCUAAACGUCAACCUACGGUCUCUCGGUCAAGUGCUGAAGCUGGGGGGUUGCUAAUGUCGUUUCAGAAAUAUGUUGGCUUCGCAACCUGCUUCUCGAGCUCCGUCACCCGCCUACGAAAGCCACCCUUAUCUACUGUGACAAUGUCAGUGCUGUUUAUCUAUUAG
This is a messenger RNA of Helianthus annuus (common sunflower), 822 nucleotides long. RefSeq lists its product as uncharacterized. The transcript has a single exon. Bases 1 to 822 code for a protein of 273 amino acids. Lineage: Eukaryota; Viridiplantae; Streptophyta; Magnoliopsida; Asterales; Asteraceae. The record is from RefSeq and is a predicted model, not a curated record.